AUGCUCAUCAAGCGAUUAGUCGGCCACCAGCUGAUCCAGCAGAAUAAGUUGAUGUGGGACGAAAUCUGGUCCCUGCGACACAUGCUGGAUGAGUUUCGCAAUCGGAAUGACCAAAUCUCCGAAGGGAGAAGGCAGCAGACCGACUUCUGCGACACGCAGCACCGGGAUCUUCUGCGGCGGCAAGCGCAGAUGAUUCUGGAAGACCUCCGCAGCCAAGCGAACGCUUGUGGUCACUCAGUGGAGGACAUGGUCCCCGAGUUGCGGAAUGGCCACCUUCGGAGUUUCGUCCUGCAGGAGGAUGCCGGCUAUGGGAAGGCCAGGGAUGCUGUACCACCAGCAACUCCAUCGACGAGACCCUCCACUGCCAGCACGCGCCUCUCUUGCAGCACACCCGAUCUGCUGCAGAACUUGGCGACGCUCCCCUCCCUCCCCAUGGGACAGCCACUAGGGCUGGAUGACAUUGAUGAGGUUGCUGCGGGAAUUCGAGAGAGCCUCGAGGCAGAGCACCAAUGGCUUUUGGCGACUAUCGCUGAGGAGUAUCAGCAGCUGGAGUUGGAGGAUCAACGUCGUGCGACCCUCGCCCGCUCCGACUGCGAGCCCUCCACCGCGCAGCUGAAGCGCUUCCUUGGCCGCUUACAGGACGUCCAGGCAUCACCAGGGCUCAAGGCUCUCACGCUGAGCAGCAGCCUUGCAGAGCCCGCGCCUGCGCCGGUAGUGGGCGGUGCAAGCGUUCGGCGCUUGCAGGCCCUCAUCAGCCUUCGGCGUCAGAAUGCCUCCCAAGCUCUGAAGCCCGUGCAGGAGGCCGAGCAAGAUGCCCCGACAGCGAAGGGAGCAAAAGGCGCUGGAUACCCGGCGUCGGGGUUUUUAUCUGGGAUCACCUUGAGUAUGGGCCCCGGCAAGCAGGAGUUCGAUCCGUUCUUUGGCGACCCUAUCUAG
Molecule: messenger RNA, 936 nt
Organism: Symbiodinium necroappetens
Lineage: Eukaryota; Dinophyceae; Suessiales; Symbiodiniaceae
Source: the annotation of a GenBank genome assembly